GAAGUGUUCAUAUGGUUGCUAGCUAGUUGUGCAAGAUAAUUAUAUAUAACCCCGUUGUCUGUGUACGCUGAACAUAUGGAUUGAUCUGAACUGACACGAACAACACUGCUCUGCAAUUUACUCAAGAUACCUAGUUUUAACUCUAGGCCACUGCAGGAACUCGCUAAGUUGAUUCAAAUUUGUGGAAUUUUGGUAGAAAAACGUCGUACAAAGUGCAAUUUUAUAAAGCGGGUAAAAACAGACAGUUUAACAGUAAGUAACGUAUUUUAUUUUAAGAACUUUUUCUAUAAUAGUAAAUACAACUAAAUAAGAUGAGGGGACGUGGAGGUAGGGGUAGAGGACGAGGUGGACGAGGUCGUGGAGGCAGGAGAGGGCGAUCAGGACGCGGAGGUAGGUCGGGCAAUGCUGCGGCAGGGUCCUCGACAGAUGGAGCGUCGCCAGAGAAUAAAGUUGAAGUAAAAGAACUUAGUGUCGACACAGACUUGCAGGCGUUCUUUGUAGGUAAUGCGUCGGUAUCACAACACUACGUCGCCCAAAACCAGAAAGUACAGAGGUAUGCUGCAGGGAUGGCGGUCUUACAGAAGAAUGGCGUUGAGAUCGCACAGAAUGCAAGAAUUCGAUCAUUGGCAGCAGCAUGGGCAAGGAAUGAUUUUGACCUCUCCAACGCAUUCCUAAAAGACCGUGAUAACUUUGGACUGGUUGAGGUUUUGAAAGCACUACAACUAUUAGAUUCAGGACGACAAGCAAGAGUGAAAGAGAAACAGUUGCGCAGACUUCAGAUUUCCACAAACAAAGUGUUACCUAAAACUCUGGGAAAACUGAAGUCUGACAUUGACAACCUGAAUGCAAUAAAAUCACCUUAUGGUACAGCGAGUGGAGCUGUGUGUAAACACAUCCGUAGAUGGGUGCGGACUUUCACUAAAGAAGAGCUGGAAUUUUAUUCACUGUAUUUCCCCAAACAGCCAUGGCAGAAAUUAGCAGAUCUCUGCCACUUCCAUCCAGAGAAGGACUUCCCAGCCCUGCCCUGGUUCCUACCUUAUUGUUAUGGGAAGGAUGCCCCCGAGGACACAAUGUCCUACCGAUGUCAGCACCUGACGGCUGACAACAUUAAUGAGCUGAUUAAAGAGUACCCAAUUCCAUACAGCCUUGUCAAGCAGCACAAGGAUAAACUAACACCAGAGUCAAAGGCUCGCGUUGCUGCCUACGAGCCCAAACUGGACACUAUACUCUGGUAUUACGAGGAUAUUGGCCGGGAUUGUUUAGAUGUUGACAAAAUCAUUAAGGACAGGAUGAAUACAGGCGCUGAAGUGAAGCUUCAGUUGGGGAAGAUGAUGGACCGAUUACUGAUGCUGAAGAUGUACCGUGAAAACAUUCCGACCAACAUGUACUACGGACAGAAGGUGGAACGUAAAGUAGAUGAGAAUAAAGCCCCGUUUAUGGAACAACUUAUAGCAUAUAGCAACAAACGACUAAAAGAAGUCAGUUUAUCUCUCGAGGCUCCUAUCGUUGUGAGCGGAGAUGCCUCAGGUUCGAUGGAGGUUGCUAUAAGGACGAGUAUCAUCAUCUCCGGUAUUCUCACGGCCAUCUGCUCUGCCAAACUGAUCUUCUUCAACAAUACCUUUCGCUACCCGAGCUCUCUACCCACAAAUAUAGAGGAGGUUUUGGAACUGGCCCUGGAAACCAAGGCAGGAGGGGGGACAAGUCCAGCAGCGAGUCUGUGGCCAUAUUAUGAGAAGAAGGAAGUCAUCAAAACCUUCAUUAUGGUGACGGAUGAAGAAGAAAACAGUGGUUUUCAAGGUCACAGAUUCGCAGACCUGUAUCAGAAAUACUGUGAGGAAGUAUAUCCGAUGCGCCUGGUUUUUGUAUCCUUCUUAUAUAACCAGACGUGUGAAGGUCAAAUGGUGAGAGAACUGAAGGCUAAGGGUUACAACCCAUUACAGGUGAAAUUCCAUCGUAGCCAGCCUGAUCUAACAAAACUAGACAAGAUGUUCGGAACACUGUCGUCAGAAUCACUUUCUUUUGAAGAGGAAGUGACAGCCAUGGAAUCAGAUAUCAGAGACCAGGGAUUGGCCAACAUAUUUAAAAUGAGAGACCUUUCUCAGUCUGGGGACAAAAACUGAUCAUACAACAGAGAAUGAUCUGAGAUAUUUAAACAGAGUUAUGCAUAUUUUGUAGUCAAAGUGCAAUCUUCAUAUAGAAGUGAACAAACCAAUGAAAAGGUUUGUUACACCCACCAGACUGUAGUAUCACUAUACAUAUACAUAAAAUGAUCAAUCCUUACCCUAUAUAAAUUAAAAAAGAUUCACUUGGUCACUUUGGUGAAAUCCUGGUUCCACUCCCAUUGGGAUUAUCUCCCUUGAACUCCGUUGUCUGGCUCUCAAUCAAAGUUGGGCAGUGGUAGCAAAUAACUGUAGAACAAAUAUUUUGUUGUUGCUGUCAAUUAACUAGUUACUAAUUAUGUCUCUUAUUAUUAUUGGAGAUGUUUUUGGGAAAAGGUAUUUUUAGCUCGUCUCUUC
Molecule: messenger RNA, 2516 nt
Organism: Pecten maximus
Lineage: Eukaryota; Metazoa; Mollusca; Bivalvia; Pectinida; Pectinidae
Exons: 8
Coding region: 312-2120 (602 amino acids)
Source: RefSeq, a predicted model, not a curated record